AUGGGGCUCAAACGGUGCGGCAUCAGCCUUCCCUUCAAGGCCCCCACGUACGCCACCAUCGCGGGGCUCCUCACCGUUGAGGACGAACCAUACGCAAAGGACCUCGCCAACAAGCUUGCAGACGCCGUCGGGAAGGACAUGGCCGCCGCUAUACGCGACGGCCACUCUGGCGUCGCACGGAGAUCGUUGCGCUUUUUGGCCUGUCUCUCAUGCAGCGCAAUGGUGUCGCCCAUUUCGGUAGCCGAAUACAUUCUCGUUUUGCUCGACGCCGCCUUGCACGAACUCACUCAAGCCAAUCGCUCAGAGUAUGGCGUGCACUGUCGCGGCGAGUUUUUGGCCGAAAUCGCCUUGAACGCCUUGCCGUGGGCUGCGCCUCUGCUCGCCGAGCGAGCGCCGGAGGAACUCGCCAAAAUUCUCGACGCCGCACGCAACAUCGCAGAGGCCUGGAAGGCCAGUACCUGGAGAUGCGUUGCUCCAGCCACAAGUAAGAGGUGCGUUGAGGUCUUUUCAGAGCUUCUCGAGGCCACUUUUGUGCUCAAGAACAAUGACUGGCAGUGUGCCGAGACCAUCAUUCCGAGACCAUAUGAAGAAUUUGGCGUCGAGCUCAGCGGGGGUCAUGAGAUUCUCAUGGCUCCGCUUGUCAUUCCAGGACAUUCCAAGCUCACGAGGUACUCGGCGCCGCGUUUUCGCCUGUUCUUGGUGAAUCCGAAACCGGAGGCGAGGGACCUGCAAAAGGAUAUGAAAGGGGGCGACAGCAAGCUUUUCACCAUGGGUCUUGCCUCCGAUCGAACACUGAUGGAGAAGCAUGUGUUGCGUGCGUACAUUGUCGACAUUGUAGACAACUUUUCGAGUAAUCAUGUCAUGGCUGCUGAACGACUGCUAACAUUUCCAAUGCUGAACAACGUGGAUGGGGAGAUUGUGGAAGGAUUGUUCUCGCAACUGUGCGCGAUGCCCGACCCGAAUUUUGCACCUGUCUACUAUGGCACAUUGUUUGUCGAUUUAUGUCGGGUGAAGGAUUCUCGUUUACCUGUCAAGCUUCUCACAGCUGUGGAGGCUAUGUUUCAGGACGCUGGCUUAUUUGACCCGGAAUCGUUUGAUCGGCUAACCGAAUGGUUUUCCUUUCAUCUCAGUAAUUUUGAGUACAAGUGGAACUGGUCUGACUGGGCUUUAUACGCUGACGCAGACAUGGUUGAGAAGUUUCCCUUCCGAGCCCUGUUUUGCAAGGAUGUGCUAUCCAGGUGCAUCCGGCUUUCUUACUACGAACGCAUUCUUGAUAUCGUUCCGGAAGAAAUGAAGUACUUUCUGCCUCCAAAGCCAUCCAGUGGGAACAAGUCUCGCUUUGACGACACAGUGAACGAUAGCUUGAUGUCAGUAGUGACAGGGAAGGACAAGCAGGAGGCGAAAGUUGUGAUGGAACGGCUUUGCACGCUGAUUCCAAUACGUUCUGUACCCCCAGAGCCAAAAUUGCAACAAAAGGCGGAAGCAGAUGCGAAUAAUGGGAGGUUGACUUCUCUUAUUCGUGCGAUUCUGUUGGCAGGAUGUAAAACUUUGUCGCACUUUGACACUGUAGCAGAGCGGUAUCUUGCACUGCUUCUCCAAAUGGCAGAAGCAGGAGGAGCCGAGGCAAGGCGGUUGGUGACUUUGGAGGUGAGCUGCUUCUGGAGCGAGGUGCACAUUCGACAAAUGUACGUGUUGGACAAGCUUUCGAUGCGCCGGGUGAUUGACGGGUUGGCUAUUAUUGAUUCUGUUCUUUCCGAGCAACGAGCCGACGGCCAAAAUAUGGUGGCGUUAGACGACGAUGAGUUGAAGAAAAACUUGUCUCAAUCGUCACGUUGGGAAAUGAUACGUCUGGUGAUGCAACGGGCUCGGGCACGAGAGAAUGGGGCGCGGACGGAGCUGACAGCGGCAUCGCAAGCGGCUGCGGCUGCAAACGAAGGAGAAAUCGAACGGGCCGAAGCGCGGUUGGAAAAUGCCAAGUCGGGGACGGAACGGGCAAAGAAGGAGAUCUCAGAAUUACUGCUCUUCUCCUUCCGACGUCUGUUUUACCUGUGUCAAAAGCUACUGAGGAAGGAUAAGAGCAGCGAAGACGACGACAUGGAGAAGAGCGAGUACAACCAAAACUUGCCUGGUUUUGACGACAAGCCGGUAUGGUUUUGGCGGUGCCUCGGGAUGAUCCGGGAGUUGGCACGCAAGCACCCGAGACAUCUGCCAAGCAUUGUGGAACAGCUCGAAUCGGAUACGGGGGACGCGCGCGAACAGCACCAAGAGUUGUGGGAUUCGUUCGACAUUAUCAAGGAAGUGGACGGGUGCGCGUUGCUACCAAAAGUGUGGUAG
Molecule: messenger RNA, 2334 nt
Organism: Chondrus crispus (carragheen)
Lineage: Eukaryota; Rhodophyta; Florideophyceae; Gigartinales; Gigartinaceae
Product: Nuclear cap-binding protein subunit, putative
Exons: 2
Coding region: 1-2334 (777 amino acids)
Biological process (GO): mRNA export from nucleus; nuclear-transcribed mRNA catabolic process, nonsense-mediated decay
Cellular component (GO): nuclear cap binding complex; nucleus
Molecular function (GO): RNA cap binding; mRNA binding
Source: RefSeq, a predicted model, not a curated record